AAAAUUCAUUUUUCCAUUCCUACAAAGGCAGCACUGACCGGGAAGAAUUAAUGUCUCGCAUAUAGUAUGUAUAUAUGUACAUACCUAAAAACAUUGAUUAAUUGGUCUAUGAUACUGACUCUAUACUUAACCUGUUUUAAUAGUUUUAAAAUAAAAACGAUCGCCUUGUUAUUAUUGUUGAAAUUUGUGUAAAUAUAAAACAUUAUUCUACAAAAUAAUAAUUAUGGCUGGCUCAGCAUUAAGACGAUUAAUGGCAGAAUAUAAACAAUUGACAUUGAAUCCACCCGAAGGGAUUGUUGCAGGUCCAAUUCAUGAAGAAAAUUUUUUUGAGUGGGAAGCUCUCAUAUCCAAAUGCCUUAACUUCAAUAAUUUUAUCUACAGUGGGCCAGAUGGUACUUGUUUUGAAGGUGGAAUUUUUCCUGCCAAAUUAAUAUUUCCACCUGACUAUCCACUCAGUCCACCGAAAAUGCAAUUCACUUGUGAAAUGUUUCAUCCAAAUAUAUAUACUGAUGGAAGAGUGUGUAUCAGCAUUUUGCACGCUCCUGGUGAUGAUCCAAUGGGAUAUGAAAGUAGCGCAGAAAGAUGGAGUCCAGUUCAAAGUGUUGAAAAAAUUUUAUUAAGCGUAAUUAGUAUGUUAGCUGAACCAAAUGAUGAAAGUGGAGCUAACGUUGAUGCUGCUAAGAUGUGGAGAGAAGAAAGAGAAGAAUUCAAUAAAAUUGCUCAAAAACUUGUACGUAAAACACUAGGUGUACCAGAGAAUCAAUGAAAAAUUUUAAAAUAUAAACUAAAGUUAGAAGCAAAUCGAAAAGUCAGUAAAUAUAACACAUACAUACAUGUGUGUGAGCGCAGUAAAAAUUAUUUUGAACCAUUCAAAUAUUUGGACACACGGAAUUAAAGUUUUUUUAAAUAAAAAAAAAAGUUUUAGCGGUUAAAAAUAUUCUUUUAGCUCAAGAAAAUAUUGACUUCGUCCGAGAUGGUCUUGGCCUUAAUAAUACUUUUUUGAUUCGAGAAUAGUUAUAUUUAAAGCUGACUAUUCUUUUCGUGUAUAUAAAUAUAUAACAGCCGUAGCCCACUAACUCGGCUAGGCAUAACUUAAACUUAGUAACUGUUUAUUUUUUUUAAAUGUAAAAUUUUUUUUCUAACUAAGGCAUAUAAAUUGUUGAAAAAAACCUUGAUAAAUCCAAAUAUGCAUACCUUAAGCAUUCAUGUCAUACAUGAAUUCUUUAAAGUAGAAUUUAAGUAUUCAACAAUGCCAGAAUAAAAUUUUUUUUUAUAAAUUAAUUACACGAAAUUUAUUUUAUUUGCUCUUCAAUUUUAAAGUUUGUUUUCACUUCCUCACUAAUAGUAUUUAUUUUUAUUCAUAAAGAAAUCUACAGGUUAAACGUCCUUACGCGUAUCAACAGGUAAAUAAAAAACAAGACAAGUAAAAUGUUCAGUCAAGAAAACGAUCGAUAAGUACACAUUUGACGUCAAGAAUGCAAUCUCUUUGAAGAAUCUUAGAGAUCGAACUGGUCAGACUGAAAAUUACAUAGAAAUUCUGAAAAAAACAUUUUUUUCGAUUUUUUUCGUUAACGAUAACUCACGAACGAAUCAAGCGAUUUUGACCGGCUCGGCGGCGAUUGAUGUUGUUAUAUCCGGCGUGCCGUCUAUAAUACAGGGCCUCCCAUUCCAGCCGAAAAGUGCAGCACUUGCAUAUUUAAGGAACAACGACCUGGACUGCGCGACAAUACACUCGUGGCCGAAGAAUACACAUUACCGCGCAUUGUCACCUUAUCGCAGGAACCAAUUGUUUAAUUAAUAGUCCCACUUAAUAAAUCGCAACCGAGGUGAUAAAAGACGCGAACACCAUAAUUCGACAGCUCAUUUACAAGGUAACAGUUUUGCCUUAGAACCCGGGUGAGUAUUACACCCCGUUACGUGUAGGCCGACUUCAAUUAUUAAAUUAAUUAGUCACCUUUCCCCUAAUUAUUCAUUUCGAUUCCUUAACGGUAUUUCCGAGUUCUGUGAUUGUGAUUCUUCGAGCCACGAUUCGUUUUGACAAUAAUCGAGAUUCCCGCAGUUUCGGUGACCUGGUUCCACUCUCAAAUUAUUUUAUUCUUCUGUGAAUUUAUAAUCGGCGAACUUUUGUUUGCCGGAGUCGUUACUCCGGUUACGAACUCAUAUAAGCUUUCAACUUGUUUUAUAUUGUUAUUAGUUAAUAAGUGAAUAGUGUAAGUUAAGACAUGUUUGUCCAUAGGGCCAAUUAAACAGAAUAUAUAAACCUAAAAACUCG
Cotesia congregata is the source of this 2272-nucleotide messenger RNA. The record is from the annotation of a GenBank genome assembly. Lineage: Eukaryota; Metazoa; Arthropoda; Insecta; Hymenoptera; Braconidae.